AUGUUCCAUCGACUGGAUAAGAUGCGCAAGCAGGCGUUCUCGUCGAUGUGCCUGUUCCGAACUGACGGCCACUCCACUAUCUCGGGCGUGUGGGUGUGGCGCGGACACGAACUCGCGUUCCCGCUCUCGCCCGACUGGCAGAUCGAUUACGAAUCGUAUGACUGGAAGAAGCUGGACCCAGCCAACGAGGAGACGAAGAAACUGGUACAGCAAUACUUCUCGUGGACUGGUACCGACAAACAAGGCCGCAAGUUCAACCAAGGCAAGAUCUUCAAAUGAAGAGCAGAGCGGCCUCUAGUUCCGCACCUGGUACCGUUGCGCUCGUUGCACUUGUGUAACAGUAUCGUGUGCCACUCAUUUAAUGGUGACGACUUAACUCUAAGAGCGAACAGUGUCUUAUAAAACACAUGUAUUUGCAUUUAUUUUCGACGUCCCUCGAUACAGAUCAAUAUUAAUUACAUUUUUACCGGAAGCCAGCUUUGUAAUAA
Achroia grisella is the source of this 488-nucleotide messenger RNA. RefSeq names its product elongation factor 1-gamma-like. The coding region runs from base 1 to 279 and encodes 92 amino acids. The transcript has a single exon. Gene Ontology annotation, cellular component: cytoplasm; nucleus. The record is from RefSeq and is a predicted model, not a curated record. Gene Ontology annotation, biological process: translational elongation. Lineage: Eukaryota; Metazoa; Arthropoda; Insecta; Lepidoptera; Pyralidae. Gene Ontology annotation, molecular function: translation elongation factor activity.